Molecule: messenger RNA, 1516 nt
Organism: Olea europaea var. sylvestris
Lineage: Eukaryota; Viridiplantae; Streptophyta; Magnoliopsida; Lamiales; Oleaceae
Product: probable ADP-ribosylation factor GTPase-activating protein AGD6
Exons: 2
Coding region: 223-504 (93 amino acids)
Biological process (GO): vesicle-mediated transport
Molecular function (GO): GTPase activator activity
Source: RefSeq, a predicted model, not a curated record
UCUGGGAACAGUGCGGGUUGGGAUAGCUGGGAUAGUUAUGAUGAUGGAGGGCUUAGUGGAAGUUCAAAUAAUAAUAUUAGGAGGAAUAAUACUGUGGGAGAUUUUAGGAGCGGUGGAAAUGGGGGUGGUGCACCGUCAAGGUCGAAGUCGACCCAGGAUAUUUAUUCCCGGGCACAAUUGGAGGCAUCGGCUGCAAAUAAGGAGGACUUCUUUUCUAGGAAGAUGGUAGAAAAUGAGACUCGGCCUGAGGGGAUCCCACCCUCCCAAGGUGGAAAAUAUGUUGGGUUUGGGUCAACCCCUCCUCCGGUGCCCAGGAACAAUUCUCAGGGAGAUGUUCUUUCGUCUGUUACUCAGGGAUUUGGUAAGUUAUCUAUGGUGGCGGCAUCGGCUGCACAGUCAGCUGCAAAUGUUGUUCAAACAGGGACGAAGGACUUCACUUCUAAGGUACACUGCCUUUUCAGAAAUUCUUAUCAGCGGGGCUUGUUAUAUUUGUCAUUGUGCUAGCUUGCAAUUGUUUUGAUUCUAUUUCAUAGAACAAGCGAUGUGACAAUUGCAUAAUGAUCAAAUCUGAGGGUGUAACAAUUAGUAACACGUCCAUGCAUGAUUGGUUGUUUUCUUGAUAUUUAGGUUGUCAAAUUUAGUUUACACUUAUAACAUGUGUAUUGAUUAGUUGGAUGAGAGGUUUAGCGCCCUUGGUAGUUGGAAUUAAAAAGGGUUUUUAUAUUAACUGUCAAGCUGAGUAGGAUAUGCUUUUGGCCUUAAUUUCUUAUUUAUGAAUAAGUUCUUUAAGGAUGGAAUUUUGUGCCAACAUCUAUAAACCUCCACUUGUGAGUCUUGGGAAUCAGUUUGCCAAAAGUAGUUUGUACCAUCUCAAAAGGAACAGACAAACAGCUUUACUAGAAACCCCUAAGACCUUGACGAUUGAAGACAUGCGUGAAAGUUUGGUUUCUGAAGGUGUGAUUUUCUUCAGGUUUUUUUUAUGUAUUUCAUGCAAAUGAUCACCUUUCUCCCUUCUGUGCUAUUCAAAAAUUUUGAGUUUUAGUGCCUCUAUGGUUCUGGGCUGCAGUACUCCUGAUUAUCACACUACUUGCCUUUUGGGAUGACAUGAAUCUUUAUAUCUCAAACCAUUUGAAACUUUUCUGACAAGCCAUUAGGCAAGCCUGCAGAAUGUUUUCCCACUAGCUUGGAAACGUCAAUUGCAACUAUUCCUUUGGGAAUUAAGGAUUGUAUUCCAUAGUUAAUUUCACAUUUAACUCUAUUGACCUGUGUAAUGAUAUCUCCUGAAAUAUCUAUUUUGACCACCUUAGCGAGCCUACGGAAUUACAGGCUUGCUAAGGAAUAAUGUAAGUAUAAAUUCGAUCUCUGUCUCUUAGCACGGACACAUCAAUUAGAGUAGCAUGUCCGUGUUCGACAUGUGUCGAUACCGACACUUCUCGGACACUCUACCAUAAACAUUUUUCAUUGUUUAUUAAAAAUAUUAUAUAUUUUCAACUCAAAUUUAUUGGUAAAUAACAAA